UUGGCUGUGAAAGAAGUUCUCUUUUAGCAUGCAGAAUUUUAGUUUUGUGUUGGAUGUGCAAUGGAAUCAGCGUAUGAUGAACAUAAAACGAUUAGGCUAUUCUCGAGAGCUAGUGAAUGUAAAUGCGGAUUGGAACGUCGAUCCUUGCAAGUAUUAUUUUCCGUCAGAGAUUUGGGGGACUAGACCCAUAUGGGAGAUGGUACUGAAGAUCAUCAGUGUAUUACCUAUAUUCGUCAUAGGCACGUUGGCAAACAUAAGUUUGAUUUAUGUUAUUGUUCGAGUGAAGGCCCUGCAAAGUACAACCAACUUACUAAUCGUUAACAUGUCGAUUGCUGAUCUCGCUACGUGUCUCAUUUGUCCGUGGAUGUUUCUCUGCACUGAUUUAUAUCAGAGAUAUAUUAUGGGCUCAAUUGGUUGCCGACUGGAUGGCAUGUUGGUGCACGCGUUAACGUUGGUCGCUGUGUUUAAUCUCAGCGUAGUUAGCUACGAUCGAGUAUCCGCUAUUGUCUUUAAUUGUUCUGGAAAGUUGACGGAAAGGUAGUUAUAAUUGACCUUAUAUCUUGAAGCCUUUAUGUUAUCAAUUGAAUUGAGAGAAUGUUAAGAAAAUUCGUUAUUUUCCCUCACUUACAAGGAAUCCUACGUAGGUGAUUACCUUCGAUUUGAAUGAGCUUGAAAUAUGUUGUAAUCUACACCAAAAGAGGAGACAUGUAUUUUUUUUAUACGUACCCAGGCGGACUUUUAGGUAGCAAAACAUCUUUUUGAAAAAAAUCGGUUUUUUUCUUUAGGAGCAUGUUUC
This is a messenger RNA of Odontomachus brunneus, 796 nucleotides long. RefSeq names its product opsin Rh3-like. NCBI's taxonomy places the organism in Eukaryota, Metazoa, Arthropoda, Insecta, Hymenoptera, Formicidae. The transcript has 2 exons. The record is from RefSeq and is a predicted model, not a curated record. Gene Ontology annotation, molecular function: G protein-coupled receptor activity. Gene Ontology annotation, cellular component: membrane. Gene Ontology annotation, biological process: G protein-coupled receptor signaling pathway. Bases 29 to 541 code for a protein of 170 amino acids.